Molecule: messenger RNA, 621 nt
Organism: Triplophysa dalaica
Lineage: Eukaryota; Metazoa; Chordata; Actinopteri; Cypriniformes; Nemacheilidae
Product: fucolectin-like
Exons: 5
Coding region: 1-621 (206 amino acids)
Source: RefSeq, a predicted model, not a curated record
AUGGAUAAGAAUUUGGCAUUGAAAGGAGCGGCUACACACUCAUCUACCAUGUCCACCAAUGUAGCUGCAAACGCCAUAGAUGGUAUGAGAUAUAGACUUGAUCUCGCCCCAUCCUGCUCAGUUACAUCAUCUGAAAGUAACCCGUGGUGGAGGCUGGAUCUUCUGGAUUAUUAUGAGAUCAGUACAGUGAUCAUCAGUAACAGAAGAGAUGCCGGCGAUGAUCAAACCAACGGAGCAGAGAUUCGUAUUGGGGACUCACUGGAAAACAGUGGAAAUAACAAUCCUGUAUGUGUUGUUAUUCCUAAUCUUCAAGUCGGCUCAUCGAUUAUUUUCUCAUGUAAUGGGAUGGUGGGACGUUAUGUGAAUGUGUUCAUGCCUACAGCUCAGACUCUCUCUCUGUGUGAGGUGGAGGUCUAUGGAACAGCUUAUCAUAAAAAAACCUUUCUGAGACUGAAGUUUUCCUCCAGUGGUGAUGUAGCUGCUGAGAGCGUCAAAAUCCUCCAUCAGCUCCAGUCUGCUCUGGGAUUGAACAUCUCUGAUUUUAAACUGUCCUGGACACAACUACCCAAGAAAGAGAAACCGAAACAGAAGGACAGAGGCGAGUACACACACUUUAUCUGA